GGCUAUCUUAUCGCCUCGUCGGUGAUGAAAGUAACUUUUCUAAGUUCACUAGCGACAAAUUGUCUACGAUAUCAGUGUGAUUGGAAGUGGACGCUAACACCCCUGAUCACUGCAUAGUAAUUGUUACGACAUUGACUUGUUGGGUUUCGUGGAAGACGAAGUCGACUGUUCUAAAACCAACGGGCAACAAAACAAGUGAAUAGGGCUAAUCGACAUGGAAACUAAUGAUGUUAAAACAUUCCAUCAGUGUGUUGUAUGUGAUGAGAUUUUCCAACAACUUGAUGAUUUAGAACAACACAAUAAAAUACAUGUUAAAGAAGAGAAAACUGAUGAUGUGGGUGAAAAUUGUCAUGUUCAUUUUGACGAUAAAAAACCCAAUGAUGUAGCUGAAUACUGUCAUGUUAAAGAAGAGAAAAAUGAAGAUAUUGAAACAGUUCAUCAGUGUAAUUUAUGUGAUGAAGAAUUUAAAUCAGACACUGAUUUAGAGAAACAUUGUAAAAUACAUAUUGAAGAAGAGUUGAAAGCUGGUAAUGAUAGUGAUGUAGGCCUACAAUCAGCUGACAGUCAGGGUGUAGCAAAGAAUCAUAUAUGUGAUUUUUGUGGUAAAUCAUUUGCUUAUAAUAGUAAUCUACAGAGACACAUUAGGGUUCAUACCGGAGAAAAACCCUAUAAUUGUGAUGUUUGUGAUAAAUCUUUCAGCAAGAGUAAUGAUCUGCAAAGACACACGAGAAUUCAUACAGGUGAAAGACCUUAUAAAUGUAAUGUUUGUGGUAAAUCAUUUUCACGGAGAAAUGGUCUAUACAUACACAGUAGAAUUCAUAGUGGAGAUAACCCAAUUAAAUGUGAUGUUUGUAGUAAAUCAUUUUCACAGAAUCAAAGUCUACAGGUACACAUGAGAAUUCAUACAGGUGAGAAGCCAUAUAAAUGUGAUGUUUGUAGUAAAUCAUUUUCACAGAAAAACGCUCUACAGCAACACAUGAGAAUUCAUACUGGCGAAAAGCCUUAUAUAUGUGAUAUUUGUAGUAAAUCAUUUAGACAUAGUUGUAGUCUACUGCAACAUGUGAGAACUAAUUGUGGAUCAUUCACAGACAAAAUUAAACUUCAGGAAUCAAUAACUGAUACUGUAGCGAGACCUUUUAAAUGUGAUGUUUGUAGUAAAUCAUUUACUCAACGAGGUAACCUAUGGAAACACAAGAAAAUUCAUAUUGGAGAGAAACCUUUUCAAUGCGGUGUUUGUAGUCGAUCAUUCGCUGAGAAUGGUACUCUACGUUUUCACAUGAGAAUUCAUACUGGUGAAAGACCUUAUAAGUGUGAUGUUUGUAGUAAAUCAUACAUCAGGAGUAGUGCUUUGCAAAUGCACGUGCGAAGUCAUACUGGUGAGAGACCUUAUAAAUGUGAUGUUUGUAGUAAAUCAUAUACUGGAAGAGAUACUCUAAAGAGACACAUGCUAAUUCAUGCAUGUAUGGGAAAACAAUGAAAUAAAGUGGGAUUUAAUGUCCUACUUUUAUGCUCCGACAGGACCAGGGUUGUAAAAACCCCUUCUAUUCAUUCAUUCUUGACAGCUCACGUAUAAACCAGUUGAAAUCAGGUUCAUUUAAAACAAAAGACUCACUUAUAGUUUAUAUUAGAUAAGUUCUGACAUAAAUAUUUGAAAGCAUACCUUUGUAUUUUUAAAUACAAGAUAAUUUUGAUUAUUUAACAUGUCAGGUAUUUCCAAAGAAUUAACUACACAUGUUCAUUACACACACGCCAUGAUGAAUGGUUCGAGUGACCCGUGUGUCGUCAACUUUGACCCUAUCGGCACACAGCAUGGCACUCGAGUGAUAAUAUAAACAAUUUUACUAUACUGUCUAUUUUAAUAUUAUAUCAGCACAUCAAACUGAUUUGUUUCAUUUUGAGACUCUUUAUAGAGUGACCAGGUAAAUAAAUACAGUAAAACAAUUAAUUUGUCAAUCAGUUGAGGCUAUCUCGUGCUUUGCAGUAAGUGCUAAUAAUAACGUAAGUAUACAAAUCUUCGAGCGGGAAUUAAAGGCCGUUAAUUUACCGUGAUAUAUUAUAAAUGAAAUGUUCUAUAUGAAGUAGUUAUAUUGUCUUUAGUGAAAGAAAACAUUGUUGUGGCUACCAUUCCUGGUUUUGAAGGUCAGAUAUAUGAAAACGAAUAUCGGUUUGUAGUUUUUUUAACUGUUUCACCAGUGCAACCGAACCGUGACCGGUUAACUGAGUAGCCUUAUACAUCCUUAAUUAUUAGGCAAUCAAGUCUACGAUCUUUAUUAAAAACGAUAGGUUGGCAGGCAACAAAACAUGCCCAAAUAUUGAAGAUUAAAUCUUGUAUCUUGUCAAACUAUGGACUAGUGGAUAUUAAUGCCGGGCUAGUGCCUGACAGUAGACUACUAGCCCUGGGCUAGUGGAUUAAAACAAUUUUUUGCGCCCCUGGACAGGGCUUAUAAAUGUGAUACAUUAUGUUAGAUUUAGAUAAAAAGCUAGCCAUUCUUGCUAUCAUAGUUCGAAAAUAGAUAAUCUAAAAUGAAUAAUUUGAAAAUUUUAUUCAAAUUGCUCUAUUGCGAGCGAAGAUACAUGUAUUAGCCUUUGAAGGUUUGACAAGGCGUGUGCAAUAAUUUCAACCACUGUACUGGUUGUUCGAAGCUAUGUCUCGCUUCUCCAUUUUUAGCUUAAAUCAAAAUACGGCUGAACUGUUCUAAUCUAUUUACUAUCAGAGUAAUCUGAUGCCGUCGAGAGUUGAUUAUGGCCUGGCUAAGUUAAUAAAUGUCUAAUUAAUAAUUUAGAUAACAUUUCAGGCCCAAAGAAAGACCUGCAAUAGGCAGAUUUAGCUCUUGCAUAAUGUAUGUAUAAUGAUAUGGAAAUAUUAUCAAUAAA
This is a messenger RNA of Patella vulgata (common limpet), 2874 nucleotides long. Its product is annotated as zinc finger protein 664-like. Gene Ontology annotation, molecular function: RNA polymerase II cis-regulatory region sequence-specific DNA binding; DNA-binding transcription factor activity, RNA polymerase II-specific. Gene Ontology annotation, biological process: regulation of DNA-templated transcription. NCBI's taxonomy places the organism in Eukaryota, Metazoa, Mollusca, Gastropoda, Patellidae. The record is from RefSeq and is a predicted model, not a curated record. Bases 215 to 1477 code for a protein of 420 amino acids. The transcript has 2 exons.